UAACCUCAAUUAUCAUUGGCGUUUCGCGGUAAUUUUACCUAAUGCUUUGCUGCUUUUAAAGUGAUUAAAAUUAUUCUGAAACAGUUGAAUUCAGUAAUUUUUAACUUUUAUAACUCUCAAGGCAGUCACCAGUUACAUUUAUUUAUGAUUCCUCUUAUUAACUUCUCGACAAAAAAUUUUGAAUAGUUUUAAACUCUGGUUACUUUUUUACUAUCAUCAACAGAAACAGUGAAUCCAGUGAAUCGUUGUUAGCAAUGACUUCCAUUGAUCAUAAUUUUGAGCCGGCUUAUUUUUUAAGAUGUCAUUCAAAAAAGAACGAUAAUGCAGAUGUUCAAACACAAGUUUGGAUGUGCCAGUUUGAGCCCGAUCCUGAAAACCCAGAGAAAACGACCAACAUAGUAGCUACCUGUGGAGGGAACAGUGUUUGUCUCAUAGAUGUUACAACUGGCAAGGUUGUUGCCAAGUACAUACCUAAGGAUCUCAGGGAGAUGUUGUACACUCUGUGCUGGGCCAGCUGGCCUCUGCCUGGUAGAGGUGGGACAGUGAACGUGAUAGCCACGGCGGGAGUGAGAAACACAGUCCAUCUCAUUCUGCCAGCACCCCCCACCCUCGCCUCCUGCUUCCUCACGCACCACUUCGAUACGCCUCGCCGCAUCAAGCCCAUUCAGGCACUCAUAUUCCUGCCGCAUGAUCCCUACACUGUCAUUGUUGGCGAUACUAACGGUGUGGUGCGAGUGUGUAAGAUUACAGUGAGUGGUAGUCCGCCGUUUGAAGAUGCCUGCUCUAUGGAGGUGCUCUACGAAUUGUCAACAGAAAGUGAAAUAUUCAGUUUUGCUUUCUGCACAACCACUCAGAUUCUGCUUGCUGGCUGCAAUGAUGGCCUCAUGGGAUUCGAGAUCACUGAUGAAAAUCACAGUCCAAAACUGUUGAAGUUCAGCAUGCCGAUACUACCCGACGUGGAGAGCGCUCUGGUGGACUCGGUUGAAAUCAUCGGCAACGGUCUGGUGGCAUCCAAGUGCGCCCUGCACCCGGCCAUCUACAUCUGGCACCUGCCCACUGCACUCAAGUGCAACUGCACCGUUGCACCCACGCAUCUGCUGCACUGGAGCGACACCGACAACUAUUUCAUGUACAUCGGGCUGCAGUCGCAUUGUGGCUUGCUAUGCUGUGGCGAUGACAUGGGUGCUCUAUGGUUGUACGACAUCCUCAACCUGGACACUUCGCACCGACAACUGAAGCCGAUUGCAGUCGAGCCGUCGGCCAUCUUUCCCUGGCCGAUUCUGUCCGACUCCAGCACCGAAAAGAAACGCAAACUGAAUCUGGACGUCUACGACAUUGUCGUCGAUAAGGUCACCAUAAACUAUGACGGCACCUGUAUAGUGGCGGUCACCAAUAACAACCUGGUCUGCAUUUGGAAGAGGAAGAGUUGAGAUGCUAACUGUGAGAGCGAGUGAGAUAAGGUUAUUAUUUCUCAAAAAAGUGAUCUUAACAUUCUAAGUUGUAAAUAGUGUAAGAUGAAAAGUCCAUCCUCAUUCGGAAGAGGAAGAGUUGAUUUACCAACCGUGAGUGCAAGUGAGAUAAUACCUUAACAUUUCUCCAAAAAAUGAUCUUCUUAAGGCUGUGCAAAGGCUAAAAAUAAACUUUCUACUGGUGAUAUUUUUCAAAGUUAUUCGAUUUGUAUAGUAUCAAGCUAUCAAAAUUUAAAAGUUUUCUCAGGAAAACAUUUUUUUUCAUCAUUACUUUUUGAGAUAUGAGCGCCUAAAAUGUAAACGUUUGUGCCAGAACAAUUCAAGUUCGGUGAAAGAUAAAACCCUGAGAUUUUAAGGAUAGAUUCUUCAUGGUAUUGUUGAUCUAAUAGAACAAGAAUUUUCUGAAAAUAUCAUUGUAGUAAUAUCACAUCAUAUUGUUGAUCUAAUAAAACAAGAA
Molecule: messenger RNA, 1926 nt
Organism: Nilaparvata lugens (brown planthopper)
Lineage: Eukaryota; Metazoa; Arthropoda; Insecta; Hemiptera; Delphacidae
Product: leucine-rich repeat and WD repeat-containing protein 1
Exons: 6
Coding region: 255-1430 (391 amino acids)
Biological process (GO): establishment of protein localization to chromatin; chromatin organization
Cellular component (GO): nuclear origin of replication recognition complex
Molecular function (GO): chromatin binding; protein binding
Source: RefSeq, a predicted model, not a curated record